This is a messenger RNA of Perkinsus marinus ATCC 50983, 511 nucleotides long. RefSeq lists its product as hypothetical. NCBI's taxonomy places the organism in Eukaryota, Perkinsozoa, Perkinsida, Perkinsidae. The annotation marks the transcript as partial. The record is from RefSeq and is a predicted model, not a curated record. The transcript has 4 exons. Gene Ontology annotation, molecular function: palmitoyltransferase activity.
GAUAUUCUAUAGCUUUAUCACUUGCACUGCUGCGUUGACACUCUUCGGGCUCGGUCUAUCAGUCGCUCAUCUGGUUAUCCUUUCUGAUGCCAAUGGAGGCUUCGUAGGUAUAGAGGCAAGUCCUAUGACCAUAGUAGUACUGGUGUAUUGUGCCCUAUUCAUGUGGUUUACAGUGGGGCUCUUCCUCUACCACACUUAUCUGGUUUUCACGGCCCAAACAACGUAUGAGCAAAUUAAAGGGGUAUAUUCACUUUCCCAUGGUUGCAUCGACAAUCCCUAUUACCGAGGCCCAGGUGGUAAUAUGAUGUACGGUGUCGCUAAGGCCCGACGGAAGGGAUCUAAGUUCGACAGGAGGAAGGGGACUGUGGUUUUACCAUCGACCUUCCCCCCAGUGGUACUACCAUGCAUGCACAGUGGCCUUGAUGAUGAUACUCAUAAGACGGUCGAGGACACACCUCUCGAGGACUUUUGCGUAGGUGCCUUUGGUAAGGUCUUUGCCUCUACCGAAUAA